AUGUCAGAAUCGCCAGAAGCACCAUGGAAAGCCAUUGCUCGUCGCAAGCAAAUCGAAAGAGCAGCAUGUAUCCCAUCAAAAUGGCUUAUUCCUCCCAAUGUUAUCCCAAAGGAUCCCCCUCAACCAGCCGACGGGCCACAGAACGUGCUUGAUAUACCGCGUCAAUUCUUAUCCCAAUCUGAAAUCUCAAUCACUGAGGCCUACACCAUCUCGGCCUUGCUCAAGGCCAUGAGCACACGCAGCCUCUCGGCCAAACAAGUCGCAGAGGCAUUCUGCCACCGCAGCGCCAUAGCACAGCAACUCACAAACUGCUUGACGGAGCCCUUGUUCGCCACCGCCUUGGAGCGCGCCCAGUUCCUCGAUGAUUACCUCCGCCACCACGGCGCUCCUCUCGGCCCCCUCCACGGACUCCCCGUCUCCGUCAAGGACACAUUCAACGUGGCAGGCGUCGACUCCUCAAUGGGUCUCGCGUACCUGUGCCACAAGCCCGCAGCCUCGAACGCGCCCCUGGUCGAUCUGCUCCUCUCUCUGGGGUGCGUCAUCAUCGCCAAGACCAACGUUCCGCAAACUAUCGCAAGUCUCGAUUCCGUCAAUAACGUCUUUGGCCGGACCAUGAAUCCCAUCAACCGGCUGUGCACCGCGGGUGGAUCCUCGGGCGGCGAGGGCGUCCUCGUCGCCAUGAAGGGUUCCAUGAUUGGUAUCGGGACCGACAUUGGCGGCAGCGUCCGCGUGCCUGCCAUGUGUAACGGGGUCUAUGGCUUCAAGCCCUCCAACGGCCGCCUGCCGUAUGGCGGUCAAGUUCCCACGGGUAUCGAAGGCAUGAGCCGCACGUCCGUGCAGGCCGUUGCGGGCCCCAUUGGUCGCAGCGUCGAGGAUAUUGAUACACUCCUGCGUGAGAUUGUGCCCCGGGCGGCGCUAUGGGGCGAGGACUGCAUGCCUUCAUCGUGGCCAUCCAGUCCGAGAGGGUCGUCGAUCUCGGGGUGUGGUGGGAACGGGGAGUUGGUCAUUGGCGUUCUGCGUACCGAUGGAAAUUGCAGCAUCCAUCCGCCACUGGCCAAUAUGUUGGACGAGGUGUCCUCCUCGCUUUCGCGAAUGCCAAGUGUGAAGGUGGUUGAGAUGGAAUGUCCCCCGGCGUGGACAAAGGCACAGUCACUCAUGACCAAGCUCAUGGUUGUCGACGGCUCCGUCACCAUGGCGGAGAUGGUUGACGCCACGGGCGAGCCAUUGGUGCCGUGGACGGCAGCACGCUUCAAAAAGGGGAAACCGCAGCCACUGACGCGGGUUGCAGAGCUGCAAGCGCAGCGCGCAAUGUUGGAGCGGGAGAUGCUCAGGAUGUGGAUCGAGGUCGACGAGCAUGGUCGAAGGAGACAGAAGCUGGACGCCGUCAUCUGUCCCGUUGCGCCGCAUCCCGUGCCGCCCAUUGACGGGUACAAUGCCGUUGGUAUGACGAGCAGCUGGGUGUUGCUGGACUAUCCGGCGGGGACGGUGCCGGUUCGUGCUGUUCAGGAGAGCGAUCUGGAGCUCGGUCGGCCACAGGGUGGCAAGAUUCUGAGUAGUUGGGACGAGAGAAACCGGGAGCUGUGGGACGAGAGCAAGAUUGAUCGACGCACGUAUCUUGGGACGCCACUCAGUGUUCAAGUCGUUGUACCGAGGUUACAGGAUGAUCGACUGGUGCAGGUCAUGGCUUGUGUGGAUGCGGUUUGCAAAGACAAAGGGGCCAGUAUAAGCGCAAAGCUUUGA
Colletotrichum orchidophilum is the source of this 1740-nucleotide messenger RNA. Its product is annotated as amidase. Bases 1 to 1740 code for a protein of 579 amino acids. The record is from RefSeq and is a predicted model, not a curated record. Lineage: Eukaryota; Fungi; Ascomycota; Sordariomycetes; Glomerellales; Glomerellaceae. The transcript has a single exon.